GGGAGAGCCGGAGGGCUCACUACCUCAUCGCCCGGGGAGAGGGCGCGCUUGUCGCGUGGUGGGGGUGGGACCAGUGGGGCGGGUGGGGGGUAGCCGUGAAGGACACGAAAUGCAGGGGUCAGGGGGGUGGUGGCAGGACUAGCUGGGGCACUAGAUCUGGAAGCUCUUGCGAGGAGGACGACUUGGGUGAUAGAGGAGGGCGUGGACGUGUCUGGUAUGGGAUGCAGUGGAAAGGAAGGGCCCAGCCACAAAUCCAGAGUAGAUCUGUGGAUGGUUCCUCAGAGGCACCCUCUUUCCGGUUGCCCUUUUAUUUGGCAGCACGAGAGCCCUGGUGGUCUCUGUUCAAAUCCUGGGAACUCUGCCUUAGGGUGAAUUUAACCUGCAUUAUAAGACUACGCAGGGCCUUUUUUGAUACUGGGUACAGACGUGGGGAAGAUGUCAGAAAACAGGAAGCUGUUUCUGGGUUUCGUGCACAAACUCCCCGAUGCGAGCGCAUCUGGGAACUCAGGCAAGACUCACUGCCCUUCCUGUCUAGGGCUUUUCAAAGCCCCCAGGCUCUUGCCUUGCUUGCACACGGUGUGCACGACGUGUCUGGAAAAGCUGGAGCCGUUCUCAGUAGUGGACAUCCGUGGGGGUGACUCAGACACAAGCUCUGAGGGGUCCAUAUUCCAGGAACCCAAGUCACGCAGCUUGCAGCCCCAGAUUGGCAUCCUCUGUCCGGUAUGUGAUGCUCAGGUGGACCUGCCCUUGGGUGGAGUGAAGGCCUUAACGAUAGACCACCUGGCCAUGAAUGAUGUGAUGCUGGAGAGUCUGCGUGGGGAAGGUCAGGGCCUGGUGUGUGACCUGUGCAGCGACAGAGAAGUAGAGAAGAGGUGUCAGACCUGCAAAGCCAAUCUCUGCCACUUCUGCUGCCAGGCUCAUAGGCGGCAGAAGAAGACGAUGUAUCAUACCAUGGUGGACCUGAAGGACCUGAAAGGCUACAGUCGGGUUGGAAAGCCCAUCCUGUGCCCUGCGCACCCCGCGGAGGAGCUGAGACUGUUCUGUGAACUGUGUGACCGGCCCGUGUGUCGGGACUGUGUGGUUGGGGAGCACCGAGAGCACCCCUACGACUUCACCAGCAACGUCAUCCACAAGCAUGGAGAUUCCGUGCGGGAGCUCCUCAGAGGCACCCAGCCCCACGUGGAGGCCCUGGAGGAGGCCCUGGCUCAGAUCAAAAGCGUGAACAGCGGCCUCCAGGAGCGCGUGGAGGCAGUGGCGGCUGAUGUCCGAACAUUCUCGGAGGGCUACAUCAAAGCGAUCGAGGAACAUCGGGACAAGCUGCUGAAGCAGCUGGAUGACAUCCGGGUCCAGAAGGAAAACUCUUUGCAACUGCAGAAGGCACAGCUGGAACAGCUGCUGGCGGAUAUGCGGACUGGAGUGGAGUUCACCGAGCACCUGCUGACCAGCGGCUCAGACUUGGAAAUCCUCAUCACCAAGGGAGUAGUGGUCGAGCGGCUCAGGAAGCUGAACAAAGUUGAAUACAGCGCCCGCCUGGGAGUGAAUGAUAAGAUCAGCUUCUGUCCUCAGGAGAAGGCAGGCCAGUGCCGAGGCUACGAAGUGUACGGGGCCAUUAACACCAAAGAAGUGGAUCCAUCUAAAUGUGUCCUCCAGGGAGAAGAUCUCCACAGGGCUCGAGAGAAACAGACAGCCUCUUUCACCCUGCUUUGUAAGGAUGCCGCGGGAGAGAGCAUGGGCAGGGGAGGAGACAACGUCCAGGUCGCCGUUGUCCCCAAAGAUAAGAAAGACAGCCCCGUCAGAACGGUGGUCAAGGACAACAAGGACGGAUCAUACCAUGUUUCCUACACCCCCAAGGAACCUGGAGUCUACACUGUGUGGGUCUGCAUCCGGGAGCAGCACGUGCAGGGCUCACCGUUCACUGUGACCGUGAGGAGAAAGCAUCGCCCACAUCCAGGUGUGUUUCACUGCUGUACCUUCUGCUCCAGCGGAGGCCAGAAAACUGCCCGCUGUGCCUGCGGAGGCACCAUGCCAGGUGGGUACCUUGGCUGUGGCCAUGGACACAAAGGACACCCAGGUCGUCCGCACUGGUCCUGCUGUGGGAAGUUUAUUGAGAAGUCUGAGUGCACGUACACCGGUGGGCAGAGCGCACCAAGGAGUCUUCUUAGGACCGUGGCCCUCUGAUGGCUUCCUGGGUACAAGUUCAGCCAGGUAAACCUGAAGCCGGCAUGACCUAAGGUGUGCAGAGGACCCGAGAGCUUUAGUUCCAAAGAGACUGACAGAAUUAAAGACAAAGUGCUUUCUCUAACAUCAGAGUUCAAGUGCUCUUUUGUGUGUGUGAGCUGCUCGCCUAUACCAUGGCUGAGUGUGGGCCACCAAUGCACCACUCAAGGCGGGCUGACGAGCUCUCCACAGGAGGUUCUUUUCUGUUCCAUACAGGCAUCAAGGUGUCUAUGCCAGGGAACAUUAUGGCACAGGGAAGAUGUUACCUCCUUUCUAUUGUUUUACAGCCUCUUCAGUUUAUCCCUGAGCUGGAAUUUAAGUGCUUCUCAGAGAAUGAGACCCCUUUGUCUCAUUCACAUUUUGUUAGUAUACUUGCAGUAGUUUUUCCAGUGCAUGGUUUAUGACAGUUCUAAAGGGAUUUUGUUGUUUAGCUGAGAGCCUGGUGAUGAGUCAUCUGUAGGGCACACAAGUAGACAGCUAAUAAGGAGGAAUGGCAUGGAAAGAUCUCAUCCAUCGGUUGCAGUUCUUACACCGGAUGGAUGACGGAGAGGCCUCCAUCCUCCCAGCUCUGACUUAGAAGAGGCUUUCCGAUGAGUCUCUAUACCUGGCAAUAGCGGAGAGCAUUGACUGCAGGUACCUCCUAGGGGCUACAGGAUUCCGGGAAGAGUUGGCACUGCCUCUGCCAGCCUGCCAAGACCUUCCCCAGAUCCACUCCGUGUGUUCUGGGAUCCUUGGUUUCUUAUACAGCAGUAAACUCAGCAUAUAUUAAAUAGUUACUGAAACUUACAUUAUAUGAUUUCUUAGAAGUGGUGACUCAUCGCAGUGGUGACCUGGGUAAAGCAAAGGAAGUGACACACUUAGUUGACAGCUGUUAGGUCGCCACAGAAUACCUUUCCUUCUUGGAGUUGCUACAUUGUAGCUAUAAACAAAAGAUACUAAGUUUCUUCCUUUUCUGGAAACACUCCCCUUUAGCCCCUUUCUGUAAGCAAAAUCUCAUGUUCCAGAAGACAGGGCUGCCCAUCACCCCUCAGGUUGUUUGUUGAUCGUUCUUUACUCUUUAUGUCUCUGGGCCUAGUCAGGUGUCCCGAGCUUAUUACCAUUGCUGCUUUGAGAUCCCUGGGUCUCAGCCAGCAGUGGUUUUGCCCCACAACUACCUCCCUGAGGAAUGUCAGCAGAAUCUUGGGGAUACAGGGCCUAGGAGCAUCUAGUGGGGUUACAGGCCAGACUGUUCACAGUGCUUAGGACAGCUUCCGCAGCAAACGGGGCAGGUUAUGCCUCCCUGAAGUGUCAUCUUCGUGUUUGGUGAGGCAUCCAUCGCUCCUGCCUUCUGCUCCACUGUUCCUUCCCAGUCUCCUCUGCUCACCCUUGCAUUUUCCUGUUCCCCGGACACCCAGGAGAGCCGAAGAGCAGUUCUUCCACUUCUUCCUGUUCCCAAGGUCUCAUUCUGUCACUUACACACCAUUUGUACACAGUGACUCCCACGUCCCCUCCAGGUCCACUCUCUAGUUAAUUGUGUCCAAUGGCUUACAUCCCAUCUUCCCUGUGUGUACCUCAAAUUUAAAUGACUUCCAGUGUCCAGUUCUCACUUCCUCCUGCCUGCCAUCACCAACUGCUUCCCCUGUGGUCCUCUCUUGCACUUGAGAAGCACAGCUCUGUCCUUAGGUGGGGGAGUCUUGGAAACACACUGCGUGUCACACACCAUCUCCAAACCACAGGGAACUGCCAUCAGCCUUACCUUUACUCAUCUGACUACCGCUCACUGCGUCCACCGCUGCUGUCCUGGUCUGAGAUGCCAAGACGUCCCACCUCCAAGUUUUGUCAUUGUCUUCUCACCGGCCUGCUUCUGCCUUUCCCCCUCCACUAUAGCCCCCAGGAGAGAGCGAGCCUCUCAAAAUGUCACAUCAUUCUGCUCAGUACCCUCCCACCUUACUCAGAACAAGUCAGCAUACAUGCUUCACAUUACCAUGUAUGGCCAGCACCGUCUGAUCCAUCUUCUCUUCCUAACCUGCUGUCCUGUCCAGCCACGGUGGCCCUGCCAGUUCCUCAGUCAAAACAGUCUUGUCUUGUCGCCUUUAUAGUCACUGGCCUUCUGUCUGUCAUGCCCUUUCUCAAAGAUGAUUCAUGAUUCACUCUGGUAUCUUCAAGUUUCUGCUCUAGUGUCAACUACCACCCUACUAGUGAGCCCCCUAACUACCCUGUAUAAGACAGCAGUAUCCUACCCUGGAGAAGGCAUCGCCCUGCAUGGCUUCAUCAUCAUCUGCCAUAUAUAAUAUCUUUUAUCUGCUGGAGACUUCGAGCUCCCUGAGGGACUUGACAUUAGUAACUCUGUUAUCCCCGAGCAGGGCAGAUUUUGGCUUACGGUGGAAACAACAGUAUGCUGAAUGAAUAAAAAUCAAGAUCUGUGGAAUUUUC
This is a messenger RNA of Peromyscus leucopus (white-footed mouse), 4629 nucleotides long. RefSeq names its product tripartite motif containing 45 (gene Trim45). Gene Ontology annotation, cellular component: chromatin; nucleoplasm. The record is from RefSeq and is a predicted model, not a curated record. NCBI's taxonomy places the organism in Eukaryota, Metazoa, Chordata, Mammalia, Rodentia, Cricetidae. The transcript has 6 exons. Gene Ontology annotation, molecular function: protein binding; zinc ion binding; ubiquitin-protein transferase activity. Gene Ontology annotation, biological process: positive regulation of DNA-templated transcription. Bases 436 to 2178 code for a protein of 580 amino acids.